UGUGGGGAUCAGACUGGAGAAAAUUCAUUUCUAGAAUCACAACAGAAACAUUAGAGAAAGAAACAAGUUCAAACCAACUUUGAUUUUAUUUUUCAGGCCCAAAAUGGAGCUGCAGAAGAACAACAAACUUCCCUUGAGGAAAGAGGAGACCCUGCUGUUCUGGAGAACCUGCUGCAGGACAAUGUUGGAGCUCCUGAAGAGAUCAUCAGGAGGAGCUCGGAGGAGAUGAAGUCCACACUGACACAGAAGUUUAAGUUCCUCACAGAGAACAUCAGAGGAACCACAGAGAAGAUGGAGUUUGAUGAAGGCUUCAUAGAGCUCUGCAUCACUGUGGGAGACUCUGGACAGAACCACCAGGAACAUGAGGUCCUACACAUGGAGACACAGUCCAGGAGAGCGGCCGAUGAGACGACUGUCCCAUGUCAGGACAUGUUUAAACCCCGCCCACAUUCACCACAGCCAAUCAGAUUAGUGCUGACGAAGGGCGUGGCCGGCGUGGGGAAAACAGUGCUGACUCAGAAGUUGAGUCUGGACUGGGCUGAAGGCCGGGCCCACCAGGACCUCCAGCUGCUGUUCCCCUUCACUUUCAGAGAUCUGAACGUGCUCAGAGACACACAGUUCAGCCUGGUGGAGCUGCUGCACCACUUCUUCAGUCCAUCCAAAGAUCUGUGCAGCUUCCAACAGCUCCAGGUGCUCUUCAUCUUUGACGGUCUGGACGAGUGCAGACUUCCUCUGGACUUCGGCCGAACCCGGGUCCUGAGCGACCCCACAGAGUCCGCCUCAGUGCACGUGCUGCUGGUGAACCUCAUCAGGGGGAGCCUGCUUCCCUCCGCUCUCCUCUGGAUAACCACGCGCCCCGCCGCGGCCAAUCAGAUCCCUGCUGAGUGCGUCUCCAUGGUGACAGAGGUGCGAGGGUUCGCCGACCCGCAGAAGGAGCAGUACUUCAGGAAGAGGUUCAGAGACCAGGCCACGGUCGUCAUCUCCCACAUCAAGAGCGUCCGCAGCCUCCACAUCAUGAGCCACAUCCCGAUCUUCUGCUGGAUCCUCUCCAAGGUUCUACAGAAGCUUCUGGAACAAACAGAACCAGAGCUGCCCCGGACUCUCACACAGAUGUACGUCCACUUCCUGGUGGUGCAGGCCAAAGUCCAGAACAUCAAGUAUCAGCAGGGAUCAGGGGAGGACCUUCACUGGACUCCAGAGACCAGGGAGAUGGUGAAGUCUCUGGGAAAAGUGGCCUUUGAGCAGCUGCAGAAAGGAAACCUGAUCUUCUACGAGAGUGACCUGAGCGAGUGUGGGCUGGACGCUGCAGCGGCCUCAGUGUACUCCGGAGUGUUCACACAGGUCUUUAGAGAGGAGCCAGGCCUGUACCAGGACAAGGUCUACUGCUUCAUCCAUCUGAGUGUGCAGGAGUUUCUGGCUGCUCUUCACGUCCAUCUGACCUUCUACAGCUCUGGAGAGAACCUGCUGGAGACACCACACUCCUCUGAGAGUCCAGACCCUGAGGCCUUCUACCGCUCUGCUGUGGACCAGGCCUUACAGAGUCCAAACGGACACCUGGACCUGUUCCUGCGCUUCCUCCUGGGGCUGUCUCUGCCGACCAAUCAGAACCUGCUGCAGGGUCUGGUGAUUCAGACAAAAGGUGAUCGGACCAAUCAGAACCUGUUCCAUCGUCUGUUGUCUUGGAACAAUAAAAAGCAGAAAACACAUGAGUUCAUCAAACAGAAGCUGGAUGAAGAGGGUCUGUCUGAGGAGAAAAGUCUGAACCUGCUCCACUGUCUGAACGAGAUGAACCACCACAGUCUGGUGGAGGAGACACAGAAGAACAUGAGAGAAGAACCUGUGGAGAAAACCUCAAACAAAGAAACGUUGGAUGGGGCAGAGCUGCGUAAACUCUCAGAUCUGAGGAAGUACUCCUGUGACGUCUCUCUGGACCCAAACUCAGCUCACAGACGCCUGAGGAUGUCUGACCACCAUCGAACUGUGACACUUGUGAAGAUGAACGAGAAGCAGAAGUAUCCAGAUCAUGAGGACAGGUUCACAGGCUUUAACUAUCAGGUCCUGAGCUGCACUGGCCUGAGGGGGCGCUGUUACUGGGAGGUGAACUGGAGCGGGAUGGUUGAAAUAUCAGUGAGUUACAGAAAGAUCAAACGAAACACAAAAGAGAGUUGGUUUGGAAACAAUGAUCACUCCUGGAGUCUGUGGAUCUAUAAUGAUGGAAGAUACUCUGUCCGUCACAACUGUAUCAUGACACGACUCACUGACUCCUGUCACUCAGAGAGAGGGGGCGUGUCCUCUGGUGAAGGGGGCGUGUCCUCGGGCAGAGUGGGCGUGUUCCUGGACUCUGAGGCUGGAGCUCUGUCCUUCUAUCAGAUCUCCUCUGAUGAAGAACUGUUCCACAUCCACACCUUCUCCUCGUCCUUCUCUGAGCCUCUGAUUCCAGGGUUUAGACUGUGGUUUCCAGGUUCCUCUGUGACUCUGGUGGACCUGAGCUCCUCCUGA
Messenger RNA from Boleophthalmus pectinirostris (great blue-spotted mudskipper), 2499 nucleotides. Its product is annotated as protein NLRC3-like. NCBI's taxonomy places the organism in Eukaryota, Metazoa, Chordata, Actinopteri, Gobiiformes, Gobiidae. The record is from RefSeq and is a predicted model, not a curated record. Bases 226 to 2499 code for a protein of 757 amino acids. The transcript is spliced from 5 exons. Gene Ontology annotation, molecular function: protein binding.